AUGAUUUUUAUUUUCAUCUGGAGUCUUCUCAUUCAUUUCUCCGACAAUCUCAUCAUCAACAAUGCUCAGCCUAGUAAUCAUCCUCAUCAUGUUGUCCAUCACAAUAUGUCAUCUGAAGAACGAAUGCAAGUUACCUACCGUGUGCUGAAUGAUGGUCGAUUAAGUCAUGCUAAGAAGCUCGCGACAAUCACAAACAAUACACGGCAUCCACACGAGGAGACUCAUAGAAUUCAUGAAAGUAUGAUUCACAACAUGCUGCUAUUGAAACGUUGGCUAGAUAAACGUGUUGAAACAGAGCCCAUUAUAGUUCAAGCUGUUCAACAAAGAAAAUUCAAAUUGCUGUUUACUCUUCCUGGGGAGAAACAUUACAAACGCCUCGUGAAGCAAACGAAACGAAUCAUAGACGAGAUGAGCGUUCAUGAGAUGACCCGCGAAAAACAAGUGGAAAAAGAAUUUCAUGAUAAAGCCUAUGAACUUGGGAUUCAUGCUAUAUCCGCUGAGAUCAUUGAGCAUCAUGAGAACAGUAAUUCUAUCGAUAGCAGAGUUUCAAUUUCCUAG
Molecule: messenger RNA, 558 nt
Organism: Auanema sp. JU1783
Lineage: Eukaryota; Metazoa; Nematoda; Chromadorea; Rhabditida; Rhabditidae
Source: the annotation of a GenBank genome assembly